This is a messenger RNA of Mus musculus (house mouse), 9572 nucleotides long. RefSeq names its product zinc finger protein 729a (gene Zfp729a). The transcript is spliced from 5 exons. Gene Ontology annotation, cellular component: nucleus. Gene Ontology annotation, biological process: negative regulation of transcription by RNA polymerase II; regulation of DNA-templated transcription. NCBI's taxonomy places the organism in Eukaryota, Metazoa, Chordata, Mammalia, Rodentia, Muridae. Bases 263 to 3145 code for a protein of 960 amino acids. The record is from RefSeq and is a predicted model, not a curated record.
AGUCCUGGUUCCUGUUUCGUCAUUAGAAAGGGCCAUCGGACUCGAACUUCCUUAUUCUUCCUUCAAACUUCACUCCUCAAAUGUAUGCAGUUGUCCUGCUCAGCGCUGCAUCUGGAUUUCUGAGAUGGAGUUCGGUGCAGGGACCAGCGCCUUCUUUCAGUUUUCAGAACAUCUGACUCUGCCAAUGGAAAAUGACAACUGCAUCUACCACUGUCUGUCACAUGUGGUAUCACCGCCAUCCAGGCAGUAAUCUGUCAAGGAAAUGCUGUCAUUCAGGGAUGUGGCCAUUGAUUUCUCUGCAGAGGAGUGGGAAUGCCUGGAGCCUGCUCAGUGGAAUCUGUACAGGGACGUGAUGCUCGAGAACUACAGCAACCUUGUGUUCCUGGGUCUUGCUUCGUGUAAGCCACAUCUGAUCACAUGUCUGGAGCAAAUACAAGAGCCUUCAGAUGUGAAAAGAGGAGCAGCUACCUCUAUGCUCCGGGGAGAAAAAUGUUAUACGUGCAAAGAGUGUGGCAAAGUUUUUGAGUGGACCAAAGUGUUCCAAAAUCAUGAGAUGCUUUAUAUAGGAAUGAAUCCCAACAAGUGUGAAGAAUGUGCCAGGUCCUUCCAUAGUCCAUCAUUAAGUUCUGAAGAGAACAGAAUUCAUACAGGAGAAAAACCUUACAAAUGUGAAGUUUGUGGCAAGGCCUUCUGCAUUCCAUUAUUACUUUCUAAACACAAGAGAGUUCAUACAGGAGAGAAUCUCUACAAGUGUGAAGUGUGUGGCAAGGCCUUCCAACAUCCAUCAAGACUUUCCAGACAUAAGAAGAUUCAUUCAGAAGAGAAACCAUACAAGUGUGAAGUAUGUGGAAAGGCCUUCCACUUUCCAUCAUUACUUUUGGUACACAAGAGAGUUCAUACAGGAGAGAAACCAUACAAAUGUGAAAUAUGUGACAAAGCCUUCCAUUAUCCAUCAAUACUCUCUAAACACAAGCGAAUUCAUACAGGAGAGAAACCAUACAAAUGUGAAGAAUGUGGCAAGGCCUUCCACAUUUCAUCAUUUCUUUCUAAACACAAAAUAAUUCAUAGAGGAGAAAAACCCUACAAGUGUGAGGUAUGUGGCAAGGCCUUCCAUUAUCCAUCAAGACUUUCCAACCAUAAGAAAAUCCAUUCAGGAGAGAAACCAUUCAAGUGUGAAGUAUGUGGGAAGGCCUUCCGCAUUUUAUCACUCCUUUCUAAGCACAAGAUAAUUCAUACAGAAGAGAAUCCUUACAAGUGUGAAGUAUGUGGCAAGGCUUUCGAUUAUCCCUCAAGACUUUCUACCCAUGCAAAAAUGCAUACAGGAGAGAAACCAUACAAGUGUGAAGUAUGUCAAAAGGCUUUUCGUUCUCUGUCAUCACUUUCUAAACACAAGAGAAUUCAUACAGAAGAUAAUUAUUAUAACAAUGAAUUAUGUGGCAAGGCCUUCAUUUAUCCUUCAAGACUCUCUAAACAUAAGAGAAUUUGUGCAGGAGAGAAGCCCUACAAGUGUGAAGUAUGUGGCAAGGCCUUCCAUGUUUCAUCACUGCUUUCUAAACACAGGACAAUUCAUACAGGAGAAAAACUCUAUAAGUGUGAAGUAUGUGGGAAGGCCUUUUAUUAUCCAUCAAGACUUUCCAACCAUAAGAAAAUUCAUACAGGAGAGAAACCAUUCCAGUGUGAAGUAUGUGGGAAGGCCUUCUGUUUUCCUUCAUCACUAUCUAAACACAAGAGAAUUCACACAGGAGAGAAACCAUACAAAUGUAAAGAGUGUGGAAAGGCCUUCCGCUCUCUGUCCUCACUUUCUAAACACAAGAGAAUUCACACAGGAGAGAAACCCUACAAGUGUGAAGAAUGUGGCAAGGCCUUCCAUUAUCCAUCAUUACUUUCUAAACACAAGAUAAUUCAUACAGAAGAAAAACCUUACAAGUGUGACGUAUGUGGCCAGGCAUUCCAUGUUCCAUCAAAACUUUCUCAUCACAAGAUAAUUCAUACAGGAGAAAAACCCUACAAGUGUGAAGUGUGUGGCAAGGCCUUCUGCAUUCCAUUAUUACUUUCUAAACACAAGAGAGUUCAUACAGGAGAGAAUCCCUAUAACAGUCAAGUAUGUAGCAAGGCCUUCGUUUAUCCUUCAAAACUUUCUAAGCAUAAGAAAGUUCGUACAAAAGAGAAACCAUACAAGUGUGAAGUAUGUGGAAAGGCCUUCCGCUUUCCAUCAUUACUACUAAUACACAAGGGAAUGCAUACUGGAGAAAAACCCUACAAGUGUGAAGAUUGUGGCAAGGCCUUCCAUUAUCCAUCACUACUUUCUAAACACAAGCGAAUUCAUACAGGAGAAAAGCCAUACCAGUGUGAAGUGUGUGGCAAGGACUUCCAUGUUUCAUCAUCACUAUCUAAACACAGGAUAAUUCAUACAGGAGAGAAGCCAUACAAGUGUGAAAUAUGUGGGAAGACCUUCCGCUUUUCAUCAUCACUAUCUAAACACAAGAGAAAUCAUACAGGAAAGAAACCCUACAAGUGUGAAGAAUGUGGCAAGGCCUUCCAUUUUCCAUCAAUACUUGCAAAACACAAGAUAAGUCACACUGGAGAGAAACCCUACAAUUGUGACUUAUGUGGCAAGGCCUUCCAUUAUGCAUCAUUACUUUCUAAACAUAAGAUGAUUCAUACAGGAGAAAAACCCCACAAGUGUGAUAUAUGUGGCAAGGCCUUCCAUUAUCCUUCAAAACUUUCCAACCAUAAGAAAAUUCAUACAGGAGAGAAACCCUACAAGUGUGAAGUAUGUGGGAAUGUCUUCUGUUUUGCAUCUUCACUUUCUAAACACAAGAGAAUUCACACAGGAGAGAAUCCGUACAAGUGUGAAGUGUGUGGCAAAGCCUUCUAUUAUCCAUCAUUACUUUCUAAACACAAGAUCAUUCAUACAGGAGAGAAACCCUACAAGUGUGACUUAUGUGGCAAGGCCUUCCAUUAUCCAUCAUUACUUUCUAAACACAAGGUAAUUCAUACAGGAAAAAAACCCUACAAGUGUGAAGUGUGUGGCAAAGCCUUCCAUUAUCCCUCACGACUUUCCAAGCAUAAGAAAAUUCAUGGGGCUGGAGACAUGGCUCAGCAGUUAAGAGAUCUGGCUGCAAUUUCAAUUGUGCUGUCCUGAGUUCAAUUCCCGGCAACCACAUGCAGGCUCACAACCAUGAAUGAUGGAAUCUGUUUCCCUAUUCUGGUAUGCAGGUGUACAUGCAGUUAGAGCACUCAUGUACAUAAAAUAAAUAAGUUAUUUUUAAAAUUGAUGGUAUGUUGCCUGGUGCCCAAAAAAUAAAAAAUACCAUAGAGAAACCAACCCUACUAGCGUGAAGCAUGUGGCAAGGACUUCCAAUCACAAGAGAAAUCAUAUGGGAGACAAACCCUCCAAUUAUGAAGUAUGUAGCCUGCUCCUCUAUUGUCCAUAAUUACUUUCUGAACACAAGAGAAAACACACAGGUUAAAACCCUACAAUUGUUAAGUGCAAGUCAACUUCUUUAGAAUUUGCCAGAUUUUUUCUACUCGUUUAAUGUGGAAAAGCCUUUUCUAUAAAUAUACACCAGUGUUUACACACGUUAACUCAUAAUGUGGUGACAUUUACAAAUACAAAGAAUAUGUACAAACAAGUGUUCAACACAAACUUUAGGGAUCAUCAAAAAUUCAUUUUGGAGAGAAAACAUACAAACCUAAAGAAUGUGGCAAAUACAUCAGAAGUUCCAAAGCAUGAUCUGAACACCGGAUAAUUCCUACUGGAGAGAAACAUUAUAAUUGUGGAGAAUGUGGCAAAACCUAUUACCAGUCUUCUGGUCUUAAACAACAUUCAAGAAUUCAUCUAUGAGAGAAACCACACAAGUGUGAAGAAUGUUCCAAAGUCUUUUGUACUUACUAAGAACUUGUAAAACACCUCAUAAUUCAUACGAAACUGAAAUGCCACAUGUGGAAAAUGUUGCAAACCAUUUAUUGAACUUUUUAUAUAUCUCAACACGAGGUAGUUCAAACUGGAGUUAAAUAAUGCAAAUGUUAAAUAUUCAUAAUAUGUUAACACUUCUUCAUACACUAAAAGCUUCCUGCUUACUAGAAACCAUAUAAGAUUGAGCAAUGUGGUAAGUAAAGACUUUGGAAUCAUUCACACAAUCAUGCCAAAAGUAGAGCUGUCAGAUUGUGUGUUCUCUGGAUUUGGGGCUGAUCUUUCCUGGGUGUGUUUUGUUUCUUCUGUUUUAGAAUAAGAAUACUUAUUCUAUACCAGUGAGUAGUAAAAUUAGUGUCUUGUUCUUAUGUUGUAAGAGCUCACACAUAAGAGAUUGCCUUGAGUCUCACGUGACACAUGGACUGUGGGCUUUCAUAGUGUUGUAAUUAUUAAAUCUUUUAUGGACCUUUCAAGUUCUAGCCUAUUUUAUUUAUGAGUUGAAAGUAAGGUUGGGGAGAAGGGAAGAAAUGUUAAGAUUAGACAUUUGUGGCUAAAGCUAGCAUGAUGACUUUGGGAACAAACUUAGUUGCUAACAAGACCUAUACCCAUGUUAGUAUUCCAAGUACCCAUGGAAUACAAAGGGGUAAUUACCUCUGAAUGUUGUCCUCUGAUCUUCAUGCAUGGGCUGCCACACAUACACAUGUACAUACAUACAUACAUACAUACAUACAUACAUACAUACAUACAUACAUACAUAAAUGUGCCCAGACAAAAUCCUAAAUUACGUUUUGAAUUAUGUUUGUAUUUUAUGUAGACAGGGGUCAAGAAGUAAUGCUUGUAUCUCAGUUGUUAACUCCAUGAAUUCGAGCAUCAUGUGAGGAGCAAGCCUCUGACUAUUGAUUCUCAAUUUCUUGAUUAGUUUAAUUGACGUCAGAAGAUUGGUGAUUGUGGUUGGAAGCAUGUGCUGGAAAUGCUGCAGUGUAAGAAAAUACGUUGAUGGCAAGUAUCCAUCAAUCUCCUGCUUCCUGACUGUGUAUGGAACAUGAUGAGCUUCUUUAAGUUCCUGCUGUCAUAAGUUUCCCAUCAUGUAUUGUGGUUGGAGUAAGAAUUGCUCUAAGUGUUCAUAGAGUUGAAUGCUUAGUCAUCAGGCAGUAGCACUUCUUUGAAAGGAUAAAGAAGUGUGGCAUUGUUGGAGUAAUGUGUCAUUACGGGUUGUAUUUGAGGUUUCAAAAGCUCAGAUGUAGUGUCGCUCUCUUCUUAAUAACUAUAGAUCAAAAUGUAAGAUUCUCAGCUACUUCUUGAGCAUCAAUAUAUCUGUCUCUAUCCACCAUGUUCCCUACAAUAUGUUUUCUACAAUAAUGAUAACUUACAAAACUUUUGAAACUGUAAACAAGCCCAAUAAAUGCUUUACUUAUAAGAGUAGCCUAUUUUAUUUAUGAGAUGAAAGUAAGGUUGGGGAGAAGGGAAGAAAUGUUAAGAUUAGACAUUUGUGGCUAAAGCUAGCAUGAUGACUUGGGGAACAAACUUAACUGCCAACAAGACCAUACCCAUGUUAGUAUUCCCAGUACCUAUGAAAUACAAAGGGGAAAUUACCUCUGAAUGUUGUCCUCUGAUCUUCAUGCAUGUGCUGCCACACAUACAAAUGUACAUACAUAUAUACAUACAUACAUACAUACAUACAUACAUACAUACAUACAUACAUACAUGUGCCCAGACAAAAUAAACCUAAAUUAUGUUUUGAAUUAUGUUUGUAUUUUAUGUAGACAGGGGUCAAGAAGUAAUGCUUGUAUCUCAGUUGUUAACUCCAUGAGCUCUAGCAUCAUGGGAGGAGCAAGGCUCUGACUAUUGAUUUGAAUUUGUUUAUUAGUUUUAUAGACGUCAGAAGAUCUGGUGAUUGUGGUUGGAGUGGCCCACAAUUUUUGCAUGAUCUGUGAUAGGGAAUCUCAAUGAGGAAAGAUCCCAAUAAGACUUCAUCUCAGGAUUGCUUCUUGCAGCUGACAAGCCUGUCCUUUCAUUAUUAAAUUGAUAUAAUAAUCCUGAACAUCUAGCCCACCCUACUGAGCAGAUUUUCUACAGGUCAAUAAAAAGGCAAACUUUCAAAAAUUAAUUCUGUUGAAACAAUAAUUUUACAGAAUUUCUGAUUUGAUUCAAAUAAUCAUUGGAAGAAAGGUUUUUUUGUUUGUUUGUUUUUGUUGUUGGUUUUUGGUUUUUUGAGACAGGGUUUCUCUGUGUAGCCCUGGCUGUCCUGGAACUCACUCUGUAGACCAGGCUGGCCUCCAACUCCUGCCUCUGCCUCCCAAGUGCUGGGAUUAAAGACGUGCACCACCACUGUCCAGUCAGAAGAAAGUUUUAAGAGACAGUUUUAGUUGUUUUGCUAGAAAGAUAAUAAAGUUAGACUGAAGAAUAGAAUGUACCCACUCCUCAUAAUAAUAAUUAAAUGCUGCAUAAUUAGGAAUAAAAUGAGCUUUCAUGGUUACACUAAAAAGAGAAAUUGGCUUGUGAAAUUUUUUGUUCAAGAAAAAAAAUUCAAGUCCAAGAAUAAAGCCACAGGUGUGCUGUUGCAUGUAAUAAUUAAAAAUCAAUCCACGCUAUCGCUGCUAUGCUCUGGCUGUGGUGGUCUCCCCGCCCCCAUGUCUAUCCCCACAAGCCUGCCUCCAAACCUGCUCACAUUCCCAGUCAUCUGCUCCCUGUGGCUAGCUGUCACAAUUCCCUUAACCCAGUAAAAUCAAAACUCUAGAGGCUUGUAAAUUAUCAGUCAGAUUUAUAACAGUAAAAUUUCAACCCAUAAAACGUCUACACAGUCAGCUCAGAGCCACUUGAUAUUGAUACAAGCUGCCCAUCUAGAUUGGACAAAUUGCCCUAUUUUAUUCUAUGCUCUUUUAUGAUAUUCAUAGCUACCUGUGGCUAUUUCAAGCCAUACGGAUCUGGUUGGUCCUCUUCCUCCAUCUUCUCUGUCCUUCUUCUGUCUAUCCCCUGCCCUCUCUCUCUCUGAAACUCUUAGCCCCUCCUUCCUAUUUCAUUGCCCAUUCACAGACUCUAGCCUUAUAUUUCACUGGCCCUCACCUGCAUAUCAACAGCAAUCCAUAGUGUGCUCUAUCAAAAAGCAAGACCAUAUGAAACUGUUGCUUUCCAAUUAUAAUGAGCAUAUACAAUGAAACACUGCUUUAAACUUGUUAUUGACAGUGUUCUGUAACUCCCAUUUUGUGUAACAUUUGAUCUACAAUGCAAUUUUCUAAAGAAUUUUUUGUCUAAGAAGGUAUUAAAGGGCCAAAAUAAAAAAAGCAAAAUUUAGUAGCUUGAGGGUAGGAGCUCUGCCUAUUCCAUCCAUCUAAAUGUUGUGAUGUAGCCAUUAUCUAGAAAUAAGAACAAAGAAGGAAUGCUGGCUCUACUGAGGCCCUCCACGACCCUGCCUUUGUUGCCCAGGUAAGUCAGGGCGUGGUCAAGUAUUUAGAGGUCAAAUGAAAAUUACAUUGUGUGGACAGACCUCAGAGCUCAGGACAGAUAGAAAGAAUUAAUAGAACUCUAAAAGAGACCUUGACAAAAUUAACCAUGAAGACUGGUGCAGACUUGGUGCUCCUUCCCCUUGCCCCAUUUGGAACUGGAAAUACUCCCUCUUGAUUCAGUCUUACUCUUUUUGAGAUCCUUUAUGGGGCUCCCAUGUCCAUCACUGUCUAAAAAUGAUGUGUUUGAACCCAUAUUUUGUUGUAAUAAUGAUCUGUAUGCUAAGUUAAAAGACUUGCAGAGAAACCGGGCGUGGUGGCGCACGCCUUUAAUCCCAGCACUCGGGAGGCAGAGGCAGGCGGAUUUCUGAGUUCGAGGCCAGUCUGAUCUACAAAGUGAGUCCCAGGACAGCCAGGGCUACACAGAGAAACCCUGUCUCGAAAAAACCAAAAAAAAAAAAAAAAAAAAAAAAAAAGCUUGCUGGUGGUGCAGAAAGAAGUCUGGUCACAACUGGGUACAGCAAACGAGCUGGGUACCCCAAAGAUAUCUCACCAGUUCUAGUCGAAGAUCUGAUCUACCUGCACCUGCAUCACGCCCAGACCCUCAAGCCUCGCUGAAAGGGUGCUGCAGACCCUCUGGGCCCCUUUGUCUGUGUGGAAUGGGUCUCUAGUGGACAAAGUGUCAGAUGAAUUGACAAACAGAUGCACACAGGAGAGGUUGUGUUGGAUCUGAAUGUAAUGUCAAAUCGAGCAUCAGACUUUUUAUGCAGAAGACAAUAAGGAAGUUGGGUGACAUAUUCACAAGGUACAAAUGAGGUAACCAGAAUCUUACAUAAAACAGAGGAAUGCAAACACAAAAGGUCUAAUGGGAACCACCCGGGAUAGAAUUCAUUGUUAACAACUGGGUUCAAAAAGGGCUCCACCUAAGAUUCGUUUAAUCUUAGAAGCCAGGGUCAAGGGCUUCGUGCCCUUGCCAUAGUUCCUAUGUUAGUCUAUUGUAUAGUCUACCUUCCCCUUAGGCCAUUGUAAAUAUGUGUGUAUGGGUGUAACUCAGCUAUAGUCUUAGAAGCCAGGUGUGAGGUCUUUACUCUCCUAGGACAAGGGCUUUCACACCCAAGUCAUGGUUCUAACUAGGGAGUUCCGUUCUAGUUAACCAUUUCAUGAAUAAUGCAAUACUCUAAAACCACAGCCCGAUCUAGUUCCUAAACCAUUGUAAAUUCCUGUAUAUGGGAGCCACUUGGCUUUUAUUGAUAGUGUAAUACCAGAGGCUAUUCUAAAUGUCACUGUCUAGCUCAAGGACAUUCUAGGAAUGUUGGAACACUGGCAGAAGCCUUUAGCUAUGUCAGAAUUCAAUCUUAAAAGGCACUUAUAAUAAAGAGAGCACAUGGAUCCAUCCACUAGACUAAGGCGGGAAUGGAAAAUUUAGAGAGCACGCCAAACUCCAGGAGCGAGUUUCCAUGAAACUCUUUUGCCUCGAGAGUAGCUUUCAAGCCUCUCGGCUUAUCAAGCUGACUCGACCAGAGCGCGUGGCAAAAGGGUCCCUGCCUAGUCCUGUUUCCUACCCCUUCUUAUCCUGUUUUUGUUCUUAACCUUUGGCCCAUGUAUCCUUAAUUGUAGAGUAGAAGUUAAUAUACUUAGACAACAAUAUCAGUAACUGUAACAAAAGUGAGAUAUCAUUUCAGGAUUGAAAUGUACCUGGGAAAAGGGGGGUGGGAAUGUAAUAUCCAAAAUGAAUUCAAGACCACCCAAUACCUUCCCCCUUCGAAAAGAACUUUCCAAACUGUACUAGCAGGCAAAGUGCAGAUCCAAAUAAGGAAGCUGAGUAAACAAAUGUAAAAACAUAGUUUUAGCGGUCAAAAUUAUUAAGCCUGCAGCUACCAAAAUAAUAUUAGCUGUUCUCAAAGAAAUAGCCAUAACAAGAUUAGCAAUUCUACUGUCUCCUCCCUUCUGACAUGGGUUAAAUGUUAUCCAUAUGCUCUGCUGACACAGAUAAGCACCUGCGCCCUUCAGAAUUGCUGUUACCUUGAUCUGCACGUACAAUUUGCUGAUGUUUAUACUGUCCAAUUGUGUGUAACUGCACCAAUUUCCCCUAUCCCCCGACUUUUUUCCUAUAUAAACACCUAACUUUUGAGCCUCAGGGUCGACUCCUCUGUUUCCUGCUAGAGAUAUAUGUCAGCUGAAGCUCUGUCAUUAAACUGCCUUGUGUGUUUGCAUCA